Messenger RNA from Pollicipes pollicipes, 1997 nucleotides. Its product is annotated as serpin B6. The transcript has a single exon. Gene Ontology annotation, molecular function: serine-type endopeptidase inhibitor activity. Bases 138 to 1271 code for a protein of 377 amino acids. The record is from RefSeq and is a predicted model, not a curated record. Lineage: Eukaryota; Metazoa; Arthropoda; Thecostraca; Pollicipedomorpha; Pollicipedidae.
AGCGAGCAAACACUCGGCGGCGGGGCGCGGCGGUGGAACCCGAUAAGCGCCGUGAAAACGAGCCAGCGACCAGGUGAAGUGCACUGUGCCAGUGUCGACCCCGCGUAGACGACGAACGCUCUGCCCACGUCGCAACAAUGGCGGCUACGGAGGGCGUGUCAGCGGCGUUAGACCGCUUCAGCCGCGCUUUCUUUUGCGAUGUGGCGGAGGCGAACGAAGGCAACAUCAUCUUGUCGCCGUUCAGCGUGGGUACCGCAUUGGCCAUGACGCUGGCGGGAGCGGCCGGCGACACCGCGAAGCAGAUGCGGAAGACGCUGGGCCACGCGGAGGACGCCGAGGACGUCCACAGCGGCUACCAGAGCCUGCUGACGUCGCUGGAGAACGUGCCGGACGCGGCGCUGAACACCGCCAACCGGCUGUACCUGCAGAAGUCCUUCAAGGUGCAGGACAGCUUCGCGACGACGCUGAAGGAGCGCUACCGGAGUGAGGCGCUGAGCGUGGACUUCGCCGACACCACUGGCACCAGCCGCGUCAUCAAUGAGGAAGUGGCCCGCCUGACACGGGGCAAGAUCCAGGACCUGGUGCCGGCUAGCUCGCUGUCCGCCGCCAUCCGCCUCGUCCUCGUCAACGCCGUGCACUUCAAGGCCGGCUGGCAGCACAAGUUCAACAAGGAGUGGACGGAGGAGGGCGACUUCUUUGCGCCCGGAGAGACCCUGCGCGUGAAGCUGAUGACCCUCGACGGCAAGAUGCUGCAGGGCAGCAACGACUGCGGCGGCCUCGGCUGCCAGGCCGUGGAGCUGCCGUUUGUCGGCUACCGGUUCAGUAUGCUACUGUUGCUGCCGCGCGAGAAGGAGGGCCUGCCUGCGCUGGAGGCGCGUCUGGCGAAGACCGACUUCGCCGCACUUCGCGCUUCGCUGCACAGCCUCCGCUCUCGCGUCGUGCUGCCGCGCUUCCGUCUGGAGACGGGCAUGGAGCUGCGCGGGGCGCUCGAGCGCCUCGGCAUGAGCGACGCCUUCGACGGCAAGCGAGCCGACCUGUCCGGUAUCGCCGGUGCGCGCGACCUGGUCGUCGACAGCGUGCUGCAUCGCGCCUGUAUCGCCGUCGAUGAGGAGGGCUGCGAGGCGGCGGCGGCCACGGCCGUCAUGGUCGGCGUCAUGGCCAUUCUCGCGCCGGAGCUGCUCGACUUCCGCGCCGACCAUCCGUUCUUGGCGGCGGUUGUCGACCGUGAGACGGGCGUGCCUUUGUUCCUCGGCCGUGUGGCCCGUCCGUGAGGCAUGAGGAAGGUGCUGGGAGGGCGAGGGUGGAUCCCAGACGCCGCCUUGGGGAGCACGUCGGCUUGGGUUGAAAUCCCAAAAGUCUUCUUGCCUUCGAAAUUCAUCGGCUUUCGGUCCAAUUUUUCCUCGGGGAGUGUUCUAGGAAAAUGCAUCUAGUAAACGAGGCUCAAAUUUUCUUCAACACUGCCAUUUCGCGCCUAACUUUGAUCAUUUUGGGGGCAUGACCCAGUUGCCCCCUACCUCCCGGAUUCGCCCUUGUGGGAUGGCACCGUGGCGUGACCUUGGUAUGGAAAAUGUAAGGGCGGUUUGCCGGUAAGGUGUGCGUACCAUUGCAUAGUAACUUCUAAACAUAUUUCCGUCACUCAGGUUCUUUUAAAGCUGUAAGUGGUGCUAGUUCUUUUGAAAAGCUCUGUGUAAAUGGCGUUAUUUAUCUGUGAAACACGCUAUCCGUUUUCAGUUAACGCCUGUGUAGACUUUAGUGGCAUUUAUCAAUGGUGAUGCAUGUUUGUGUUACUGUUCUUCUUUGUCUGUGGACUGUUGAAAAAACGUAUGUGGUAUUUUAUCGUUUGGAAGUCUUAGACACUGUAUAACGUGCAUGGUCUUAACGAAGUUCGCAACCGAGCUGGCGUCUAAAAUGAAUGCAGUCUGUAACAACAUUGUAAGUUUCACUCAGCCCAUUAAAAAAUACAAACAAAUCGGACAAAGCGUUCCUUAAAAACUCGG